Messenger RNA from Anopheles marshallii, 1521 nucleotides. RefSeq names its product protein yellow-like. The record is from RefSeq and is a predicted model, not a curated record. The coding region runs from base 1 to 1521 and encodes 506 amino acids. The transcript has 2 exons. Gene Ontology annotation, cellular component: extracellular region. Lineage: Eukaryota; Metazoa; Arthropoda; Insecta; Diptera; Culicidae.
AUGUCAGACGGGAGAUGCCUGUGGUUGGCACUGGCCGGUGUACUGCUGGUUCUAGCCGUGAUCACCGGUCCGGUGGGUAGUUAUUCUCCGUUCAAGAAGGGACCACAACAUGGUUCGUUCACUCGAACGUCACCAGCGAAUGGAGAACGUGGUACGGUACGGGAACGCGAGCGAGAACGAGAGCGGGAACGCGAACAGGAACGAUUGGCAACACCUUACGUAGGUCCGCUGGUGGGACUGGAAACGAAUGGAAAGCGAGCUGCCAAUGACUUCGUGGAGGAUGUCGGUAAGAACGUCUUUGACACCGUCUACCAUUGGAAGAUGAUCGACUUCAUGUACCCUUCGCUGCAGUUGCGUAAUAACGCCAUCAGAACACGGGAAUUCAUUCCGGAGAACAAUCUGCCGCUCGGUGUCGAUCGAUUCCGGGACCGGUUGUUCAUUACGACACCACGCUGGAACCCUGGUGUGCCGGCCACACUGUCCUAUCUGCCACUGCCCGCCCAGGAUCGCAGCCAACCGUUGAUGCCGUAUCCGGACUGGAGCUAUCACACGUCACCACGCAACCCGGACUGCUCCAAGAUGAUGUCGGUGUACCGCAUCCAGGUGGAUGAGUGCGAUCGUCUAUGGGUGUUGGAUGCGGGUGUAACCGACACGCUCACCAACCUGCAGCAGGUCUGCCCACCCAAGAUUAUGGCAUUCGACUUGCAGAACGAUGAACUUCUGUUCACGUACGUACUGCCAGCGGAACAGGUGAAGGAGGACUCACUGCACACGAACAUCGUGGUGGAUGUGCGAGACGGUCAGUGUGAUGAUGCGUUCGCAUACGUUGCCGAUGUCUGGCGCAACGGUAUCACCGUGUUUGAUAUGCGCAAGUUCAAGAGCUGGCGCACGACGAACCAUCUGUACAACCCGAACCCGCUCGCCAGUGACUACAACUACCAGGAGCUUAAUUUCCAGUGGUCGGAUGGUGUGUUCGGCAUGUCGCUCGCACCGGUGCACCGCUCCGGCGAUCGCAUGCUGCUGUUCCACCCGAUGUCCAGCUUCAUGGAGUUCCAGGUGCCGGCCUCGAUCCUGCGCAAUGAAACUGUAUGGGAGGGAUUCGGACUGGCGGCGAAGGCAUUCCAACCGGUGGGCACCCGCGGUCGCCUCGGGCAAUCAUCAACAGCCGGUGUCGGCAAGAACAAUGUACAGUUCUUCACACUCGUCCAGCAAUCGGGUGUCGGCUGUUGGGAUCUUGGCAAACCGUACAACCGCAACAACCUCGGCGUGGUGGAGAAGAACGCACAGAAGCUAACCUUCCCGAACGACCUGAAGGUUGACCGAGAGCCGCAACAGUCGCUGUGGGUAAUGAGCAACAAGCUGCCCGUCUUCCUGUACGACAAACUCGACUACACGCAGACUAACUUCCGCGUACUGAUGGCGGACGCUCGGAAAGCUAUCGAGAAUACGGUGUGUGACCCACGCGUACCGCCAAGUUUGGCCUUCGACGCUGCCCAGCUCGAGUGUGAGUUGGAGCUGUAA